AUGGUGGUAUGUGACGCCUCUAAAGGAUUACAGAUCUUUACCUCAGGAAAGUCGAUGUCCUGUCUUGGAUGGUUUAAUAAUUAUGUGACGUACUUCGAAGCAGAGGAUGCCUGCAGGUCAAAGGGAGGUUAUCUGAUGACACCAAAGACAAUGGAUAAAGUAGCGAUGCUUCUCCCCUUGGUCACCGAGCGGGCUUGGGUCGGCCUGGACGACACAAAACAGGAAGGGGUUUAUAUCUGGAAAGACGAUAAUUCGACCUUGACCUUGACCGCUGAUGUCAAAAGCACGUUUUUCGCUUCUGGUGAACCAAACAAUAAUGGAGAUCGAGAGGAUUGUAAUGUUUACACCCCGACAUUGCUUAAUGAUGUCCCCUGUUGGUUUAAUUACACUUAUUUGUGUGAGAUAUUUACAGUCGAUCUAUAA
Lymnaea stagnalis (great pond snail) is the source of this 423-nucleotide messenger RNA. The record is from the annotation of a GenBank genome assembly. Lineage: Eukaryota; Metazoa; Mollusca; Gastropoda; Lymnaeidae.